Messenger RNA from Histoplasma capsulatum G186AR, 1842 nucleotides. Its product is annotated as heat shock protein SSB1. The transcript is spliced from 10 exons. Gene Ontology annotation, cellular component: nucleus; plasma membrane; cytosol. Gene Ontology annotation, molecular function: heat shock protein binding; misfolded protein binding; ATP-dependent protein folding chaperone. The record is from RefSeq and is a predicted model, not a curated record. Gene Ontology annotation, biological process: cellular response to unfolded protein; protein refolding; vesicle-mediated transport. Lineage: Eukaryota; Fungi; Ascomycota; Eurotiomycetes; Onygenales; Ajellomycetaceae. Bases 1 to 1842 code for a protein of 613 amino acids.
AUGGCUGAGGAAGUUUAUGAGGGUGCCAUCGGCAUUGAUCUUGGUACCACUUACUCUUGUGUUGCCAACUACGAGGGCAGCAAUGUUGAAAUCAUUGCCAAUGAGCAGGGUAGCUUUACAACCCCCUCGUUUGUCUCGUUCACCGAUGAUGAGCGUUUGAUCGGUGAGGCGGCUAAGAAUCAGGCCGCAAUGAACCCCCAAAACACCGUUUUUGAUAUCAAGCGCUUGAUUGGACGGAGGUUCGAUGACCCGGUUGUCAAGAAGGAUGUCGAGUCGUGGCCCUUCAAGGUCAUUGAGCAGGGCGGAAACCCUCUUGUCCAGGUCCAGUACUUGGGCGAGACCAAGACUUUCUCUCCUCAGGAGAUUUCCUCCAUGGUCCUGAUGAAGAUGAAAGAAGUUGCUGAGACCAAACUCGCCAAGAAGGUGUCAAAGGCCGUCGUUACUGUCCCAGCAUAUUUCAACGACAACCAAAGGCAAGCAACCAAGGACGCCGGUGCUAUUGCGGGCUUGAACGUCCUCCGUAUCAUCAACGAGCCCACCGCUGCUGCUAUUGCCUAUGGUCUUGGCUCUGGCCGCUCCGACAAGGAGCGCAACGUCCUCAUUUACGAUCUCGGCGGGGGAACUUUCGACGUUUCCCUUCUAAACAUCCAGGGUGGUGUUUUCACCGUCAAGGCUACUGCUGGUGAUACUCACUUGGGAGGACAGGACUUUGACACCAACCUCCUGGACCACUGCAAGAAGGAAUUUCAACGCAAAACGAAGAAAGAUCUCUCUGGUGACCCCAGAGCCCUCCGCCGUCUUCGAACCGCUUGUGAACGUGCGAAGCGUACCCUCUCUAAUGCCACCCAAACCACUAUCGAGAUCGAUUCUCUGUUCGACAGCGAGGAUUUCAACACUCAAAUUACGCGAGCUCGUUUUGAGGAUUUGAAUGCAAAGGCGUUUGCUGGCACUCUGGAACCCGUCCAGCAAGUCCUCAAGGAUGCUAACCUUGACAAGAGCAAAGUUGAUGAGAUCGUCCUUGUCGGUGGCUCUACCCGUAUCCCCCGUAUCCAGAAGCUCCUCAGCGACUUCUUCGAUGGCAAGAAGCUCGAGAAGAGCAUCAACCCUGACGAAGCGGUGGCUUACGGUGCGGCGGUGCAAGCGGGAAUCCUCUCCGGCCAGGCCACUUCCAGUGAUACUAGCGAUCUUCUCCUUCUCGACGUUGUACCCCUGUCCCUCGGUGUUGCGAUGGAGGGAAAUAUCUUCGCACCGGUGGUACCCAGAGGUCGCACAGUACCUACAAUCUGCAAGAAAACCUUUACCACCGUUGUCGAUAACCAACAGACGGUUAACUUUCCCGUGUACCAAGGAGAACGCACCAACUGUGAAGAUAACACCUCACUGGGGGAGUUUACCUUAGCCCCAAUCCCUCCCAUGAGGGCCGGAGCCGCCCUAGAAGUCGUAUUCGAGGUUGACGUCAACGGGAUCCUAAAGGUCACCGCAACUGAGAAAUCCACUGGCCGCAGCGCGAACAUCACAAUCUCCAAUGCCGUCGGCAAGCUCUCCAGCACUGAGAUCGAAAACAUGAUCAACGACGCUGCCAAGUUCAAGUCCAGCGACGAGGCCUUCAGCAAGCGUUUCGAGUCGCGCCAACAGCUGGAGUCUUACAUCUCGCGUGUCGAGGAGAUCAUCUCCGACCCAACCAUGUCGCUGAAGAUCAAGCGUGGUAACAAGGACAAGAUCGAGUCUGCUCUAAGUGACGCCAUGGCCCAGCUAGAGAUCGAGGACUCCUCGCCCGAGGAUCUCAAGAAGAAGGAACUCGCCCUUAAGCGAUUGAUCACCAAGGCAAUGGCUACCCGAUAA